AUGGCGCCUGCUCCCGCUCCGGGAGCUCCACCUCCAGAUCCAAUUAUCUCGGAAGUCAUGUUGACGACAGCACCAAUUGUUUCCAAUGGGCCUUCACCUACUCCAAAUAUGGCGGGUGCACCAAUGGCGGGUGCACCAAUGGCGGGCGCACCAAUGGCGGCAGGAGCUCCGCCUCCAGAUCCAAUUAUCUCGGAAGUCAUGUUGACUAAAUCACCUCUUGUUGCAACUGGGGUUCCGCCUGCUCCGAUGAUGCCGGCUGCUGCAGCCGCUCCUCCUAUGGCCAUGCCAGCUCCUGCUGCACCCCCAGCUGAUCCGAUUAUAAACGAAAUGACGUUAAGGCCGGCGAACAUUGUGGCCAGCCCGAUGCCGAUGGGGACCGGCGGAAUUCCUCUCCCAGCCGCUCGGCCUACUUCGUCGAUGGACCCUGCAAAGUUGGCUAUUCCCGCCAUCGUGGCAACCAAUAUGCCUGCAGCGGCACCGACGCCUGGCGCAUCAGGGGCCUUGAAGCCAGCAGGUAUCGUUGUAAAUGGAUUACCAGACUCUUUGGCAACAGCUGGUAUACCUCUACCUGCUGCAAACAAUGCGCCAGUAAAUCCGGCUACACUUACACCGGCAGCCAUCGUGGGCGGCAAUUCCUCACAGCCAACAGGAUCGGCUGCAGCAGGAGUCGGCCCCGUGGGACCAGGUUCAACCACUAAUCCAAUGGUCAGUGAAGCGGUUUCUGCUACUUUCGUCCAGAAGACGUAUGGUGUGGCAUGGUCUUUGGGAGCAGCCUUUCUUUCCGCCUAUUUAUUUCUGUAA
Molecule: messenger RNA, 801 nt
Organism: Drepanopeziza brunnea f. sp. 'multigermtubi' MB_m1
Lineage: Eukaryota; Fungi; Ascomycota; Leotiomycetes; Helotiales; Drepanopezizaceae
Source: RefSeq, a predicted model, not a curated record